Molecule: messenger RNA, 3839 nt
Organism: Haplochromis burtoni (Burton's mouthbrooder)
Lineage: Eukaryota; Metazoa; Chordata; Actinopteri; Cichliformes; Cichlidae
Gene: zbtb21
Product: zinc finger and BTB domain containing 21
Exons: 2
Coding region: 131-3196 (1021 amino acids)
Biological process (GO): regulation of transcription by RNA polymerase II
Cellular component (GO): nucleus
Molecular function (GO): RNA polymerase II cis-regulatory region sequence-specific DNA binding; DNA-binding transcription factor activity, RNA polymerase II-specific; protein binding
Source: RefSeq, a predicted model, not a curated record
CCUCAUCCCUGGUGUGGGAUGACGUCAAAUUCAAGAUGGAUGGAAUCACGACCAGCGCGGAGAAAUCUACACAACACUGAACAAAGUCCCGGCUACGUGGAGGAAAGACCGUAUUCACGACGGGCAGGCCAUGGAGAGCCUAGUGCAUUACAGUAACCCCUCCCACGCCCUGUCAUUGCUGGGGGCUCUGAAUGAGCAGCGACUGCGGGGACAAGCGUGUGAUGUGGUCCUGGUUGUGGGAGACCAAAGGUACCAGGCCCAUAAGAGUGUUCUGGCUGCCAGCAGUGAGUAUUUCCAGUCCCUUUUCUCGCGGAUGGACGCAGACUCGCUGACAGUUGUAAACCUGGACUUCUGUGAGCCGGACGCCUUUGAGAUCGUUUUGAAUUACAUUUACUCCUCCUCACUCUUUGUGGACAAAGGCAGCCUGGCAGCCAUUCAAGAGCUGGGAUACAGCCUCGGAAUCCCUUUCCUCACCAACAUUGUGUCAACAAGGCCACAUGCAUCCUACUGUGUGUCUAGAAAAAGGCUUUCGUUCUCAGAGGGGGAUGAGAAUGAUGUCCACACAAGGAGCGUCAUUGUGCGUCGGGUCCGGAAUGACACGGCCCAUCCCUCUCGCUCGAGUUAUCCGAGAAAAACAUCUGAGAGAUCGACAUCUCCCCACUCUGCUCAUGGGUCCACUCGGCCUCCCUCGGAACACAACUCGUACGAAUCGGUCAGAAACUCUGAGCCCAGCAGGAAGUCCCCUGACCGGGGUGAAGCUUUGGAGAGGACGUAUGCCUCCAUAUUGAAAGGGAAUUCAUCACACUUCACACCCGUGAGACCCCAGCUGACAUCAUCAGUGUCUUUCAGUGAUGCUGAAGUGCAGCACAUCAGGCUGCCGUCUGGCCCUGACCAGGACAAUAAAGAGGAGAAUGAGGAGCAGGAGUCCCGCUACAAUACCAAAGUGCCCUUUCAGGGUCAGGCUAGUGAGCCAAGCCAGACCAUUGACAGGAGUGGGCCACUUAUAAAAAGCCUACUCAGGAGGUCAUUAUCCAUGGACAGCCCCGUUCCAGUCUUCUCCCCCACGCUGGAGCUCAAGGAGCUGCAAAAUCGAGACCAGUCAGUUGUACAGAUGGCACUGAAGACGUCUGUGCCAGAAACCUCUGCCCACAACGGCGACUCAAAAAGAACGUCUCCUCUGGUUCUCAGGUCAAAGUAUACCGGCAGGUAUGAUGGAGAAACUCAGGUAGAAGGAGAGGUGUGUGUGAAAGCUGAGCCCAGCAGUCCACUCGCUGACCCCAUGGACAUCGUACGCAUCACAGUUGGUGAUUCUUUGCCAGUCAGUCUCAAAGACUUUCAAACUAAUUAUGAUCAAGAUCCCAGGGAAGUCUUAAAUCCUGUGGGGAAAAGAAGGGACAGGCCAGACAACAGACGGUACCCAUUAAAGAAGAGCAAACUAUUUAAAGAGCAUGCUCUGUCAGUUAACGUGAAUAUGUCAAAAGCAGUACCUCAGCAUGCCAGCGGCGACCCUAACGAGGACGGCGAGGAGUCACCUCAGAACAAGAUUUUCAAAUGCUGGAAUUGUUUAAAGGUUUUCCGGUCAGGUGCUGGGCUUCAUCGUCAUGUAAAUAUGUAUCACAAUCCGGAAAAGCCGUAUGCUUGCGACAUCUGCCACAAGCGCUUUCAUACCAACUUCAAAGUGUGGACGCACUGCCAAACGCAGCAUGGUGUAGUACAAAACCCAGCGUCGUCCGCCAGCUCCUCUGUUCUUGAUGAGAAAUUUCAAAAGAAGCUAAUAGAUAUUGUGAGAGAGAGAGAAAUAAAGAAAGCUUUGCUUUGGAAGUUAAAGAGGAAUAAGCAGGGUUUGCAGUCUCCUGCAAUUACAAAAAAGAGGUCGAGGCCCAGCUACAUAUGCCCAUACUGUGGCAAGACAUUUGUGUUCCAGUCUCAGUACAGACAGCAUUUAAGGACACAUCCUGCUGAAAAAGCUGACCAGGACACAGCGAGGGAGAGCAUCCUCUACCAGGAACAGGAUGAGAUCAUUCAACAGAAGAACCCUGACACCGGUGUUUACUCCUGUAGACUUUGCAAUAUGAAGCUGUCAUCGCUCCUGGAACAGGGUGACCACGAGAGAGGCUGUCGCCAUGCAACCGUGUGCCCCUAUUGUGGCCUCAGAUUCUCAAGUCCAGUUGUCAAGAAAGACCACGAGGCACAUUGUAAGUACAAGAAACUGACAUGCCUGGAAUGCAUGCGCACCUUCAAAUCCUCCUUCAGCAUUUGGCGCCAUCAGGUGGAGGUGCACAACCACAAUAUGAUGACUGUUAAAGACCACAUUCUCCUGAAGCAACAAGAGAACAAUGAAGAGGAGUCUGAAAUGCUCAAGGAGGAGCAUUACAGUGAUGAGCCUCUAACAAGCGAGAGCACAAGAGAGAACAUCAGUUACAGUGAUUCCUCAGGUCCACCUAUGUAUGACUCUGAAGACUCUUCCUCCUAUGUGCCUGAAGACCUGAGCAUGGGCCACCAUGGCAAGCUGGUAGUGAAGGAAGAGCCGUUGGAGGAGGCUGUGAGUGAGCGGGACAACCCCGAUGCUGCCAAAAGUGGCUCCGAAGAACCCGGUGUGUGGCCGUGCGAGAAAUGCGGAAAUCUUUUCAGCUCUCGCAAAGACUUGGAACGACACCAGGAGCUGCUAUGCCACAUCAAACCAUUCAUCUGUCACAUCUGCAACAAAGCCUUCAGGACCAACUUCCGCCUUUGGAGCCACUUCCAGUCUCACAUGUCGACUGCUAACGAACCCGGAGCCAAAGAGAUCGACAGAAACCCCUCACCUCUGAGCCCUUCCCCUCCACUUACCCCUUCAGAACGUCCCUCCCCACAGGCCUCUGUGCUCAUAUCUACUCAGGCGGCACCGGUCCCUGCUGCUACUGCUGCUGCAACCGCAGGGACCGACGAGUCCAGCAGCCCAGAUCCCUGCAGCUCAUUGGUAAGCAAGACCAAGAGGCCCGAACUGGAACGGCAAACCAGCAGCCAAAGCCCCCUGUCAAGGUCAAACAGCAUGGAGAAUCCAGGCGGCCCUCAGGAAUCGGACACACUCUUUUACCACGCACCGUCUCUCUCUGCCCUGACAUUUAAGAGGCAGUACAUGUGCAAACUCUGCCACAGGACCUUCAAGACGGCCUUCAGUCUGUGGAGCCACGAGCAGAGUCACAGUCACAUGUAAGAUUCAGAUGGCCGAUAGCAGUGAGUUUUUUUCUCGGGAGACAAUACUUACUAUAAGAAUAAACACACCUCAGCCUACAAACAAAAGACUUUGAAUGUAUAGCUUAUUCGCUUGCCUCCAAUGUCAUAUAUUGAAGUGGCCAUGUUUAUUUAGACGCGUAAACGUGAAUGUGCAAUCAAGUGCUAGAUUCCUCUGUGAGAAGAGAUGACUAUAAUUUUUUUUUCUUGCAAAAUGAUCUAUAUGAAUUUAUCUGUUUCAGACCUCUUUUGGUUGUCUAGUUGUAUUUACCUAUCUAGUCGUUUUAAGAGUUGCACCCCUCAAUGUUUUCGACUGAAGGUAGAGAAAAAGGCGGGACAAGUGUUUACGUUGUUCUCUCCGAGUGUGGUGGAAAAAGUGCUUUAAAAUUUUGGAGGCUGCGGUUCAUUUAAAGACGAGAGCUUUUGCUUUUUGUACAAACAUGUGAUUGACAUCCCUUAAGAUAUUAUUGGUGGCCUCAACAAUGUAUUCAAUAUGCACUUUUUUGAUUCUGGUAGGAAGAUAUAAUCCUCAGCGAUUACUCUGGAUCAGUAUGUUUCCCUGACCGAGUUUUUAGGCUGCAGGAGUAAAAGUGACAAUAAAAAGCAUCUAUAACUUUUUUUUUUUU